UUUUGAAAUGGAACCCAGUGUGUUAUAUAAAUGGUGAAGUCAUACUUGCGCUACGCGCUGGACGACAGCUUCGGUACAGUUACUUCACGUGGCUGCCGUAGUGUCGCUGCUCUGUCCCACGAUUAUAUAAUCAGUGGCCAUGAUGAACGAGUGAGUGUGUGGAAUUGCCGUACGGGCGAAGCCCGUGUCCACUUUGACGCCAAGCCAGAUGACCUGUAUAACCCAUCUGAUGUGACUGCCUUCGUUUGCUCCCAUUCACGUAAUAAAUGGCUAUAUGUCGGCUACCAUGACGGAUCGAUUCGUCGUUUUGAGAUGCCUCCGGCGUUGCCCACUGAUGCCGUUUCCGUUAUCCACGAGGACUUUAAGGUCCAUGGCCACAAAAGCGCUAUCACGUGUUUGGCCAUAAGCCCUUCGCAACAGUUGUUGGCAUCGGGAUCCCAGGAUUGUUGCAUUAUAAUAUGGGAUACUACUGGGGACCUAGGUCUAUUUCGCCUGGAAGGUCACCGUAACGAAGUUUGUGACCUACGAUUCGUUUCACAUAGCCAGGGAUCCGAGUCACAUUUGAAGUCACGUAAACUUGGAGUUGGAUCUGCUGUAGGUAGGAAUUCUGAUGACAUUUUGGGCUUCCUCAUCAGUGUAUCCAAGGACUGUAUCGUGCGCAUAUGGGACCUAACAUCGCAGCUUUGUAUCCAGACUGUGGUCCACUCAACAGCGGAAUUGUAUGGAUUGGCAAUUAAUCAAAAUGAGACGAGGAUGUAUAUUGCCGGAGCCGAGAAUCGCAUCCGUUGCUAUAAGCUGGAUAUGUCCGGUGGUGAGAAGGAUACAAGCAGUACCUACGACAUCCCGGUUUACGCAAAGCAGCUGUCUACACUAAAUCGUCAAGAGGCUCAUGGCCGAUGCCGAAAGCUGUGUAUAGUCUAUCCCGGCGAUAGCAUGGACAGUCCAGGGAAACCAGAUACCGGGAGCCAAAUGGAAAUUGAACACAAAGGGCUGCUGUUAUCCGUUUCAAGUAAUUUCGUAGUUUUCUACAGACUCUUCGACUCAAAGGAGGCUUCUAAACGCCAGAAAAGACGGUUAAAGCGAGUUGCCGAGAAGCAGCGUGCUAGAUGCAACAAGUUGCGCGAAGCGGUUGCUGCUACCGGGCGUAGUGUGGAUACGAAAUUCGAUGCCCUGGAAGAUGAAAUCGCAUAUUUGGAAAAGCUGCUAAGUGGCAGUAACCCAUUGGAAACCAGUGAUAUUGACCCGUUUGACCCGCAGAAUGAUGUAUCGGACCAGGCUGCCACAGACGAGAUUAACUACAUGUUUGCUGUUAACGUCCUGGAGCGUGUAGCGUCAUUCGUGGCUAUACCGAAUGGCUUUGUAGUUGGACAUAGCACUAACUGCGUCAGCGUAUGGCGUAUGAAUGUGAAUAAGCUGGUGCAAGCCAAAGCUAAGGAUGAAGGUAACAGUGAUAUGGUGUCGCAGGUCGAGCGAAUUCACAUCUUGAACAUGGUGGGACACCCAGGGCCGAUCCUGGGACUCUGCAUAUCGCCUAAUGAUAUGAUGUGCUGCUCGUUUUCAGUUGACUGCACCAAAAUAUGGAAUAGCCGUACCCUUCACUGCAUCAGGACCUUGGAUACCAAGUCAGUCACGUGUGCCUACUUCAUAGCGGGAAAUAAGCAUUUGAUGCUAGGAACCGCUAAAGGAACCCUGGAAGUAGUAUAUCUCGAUGCAUGUGAAGUCACGGAGCUCUACAAAGUUGCCCCGGAGGUCAAUAAACGCUCUAGAGGGCUAGACGUGGUUGCCAUGACGGAACACCCAGACCAUUCAUCGUUUGCAGCGGCGUUCCGCGACAGGUCGGUGAAGCUGUUUCGAUACGUAUUAAAGAAAAAGGGUACUGUGGACAGCCUGUGCCUAAAGGACAUUGGGGAGAUAUCGCUCACUGAUGACCCUACUGGUAUAUGCUACUCCAGCGAUGGCAGGUUGCUGGCAGUGGCACUAGAGGACAGUACUAUACAGACAUAUUACGCCGAUACGCUCAAGCCGUUUCUAUCGCUAUAUGGCCACAAACUGCCAGUUACAUCUAUCGAUAUAUCAUCCGACGGUGCCCUGUUGGCCUCAUCGUCACUUGAUAAGACCACUAAGAUUUGGGGUCUUGAUUUCGGUAAUAUUCGCAGGUCACUCCUGGGACAUUCCGCGGCAGUGGUCAAGUGUCGAUGGAUCAAUGGGACACACUACCUGGUGACCACAGGUCUAGAUGCAUUGAUCAAGAUGUGGGACUGUGAUACGUACCAGCUGAUAUGCCAGCUCAGAGGACACAGUUCAGCUGUACGGUCACUGGCGAUAAGCGCGGACGCACAUUAUUUCAUCAGUGCUUCUGAUGAUAGCACUAUACGAUUCUGGAAACGAACUGAUGAGCAGUUGUUCCUGUCAGAGGAACGUGAACGGGAUUUAGAUAUACAACUGGAACAUGAAGCUACCAGGGAUGACAUUAACCACCCAAUUCCAGUGGAUCGUGAUGCACUGGUAAAUAAGGCCUCCAGGAAGACUAUAGAGUCCGUGAAAGCUACAGAGGACCUCAUGCGAGUAGUGGACGAGGCUGAAGAGUAUCGAUCUGCACUUGAAGACUACCAACGUGAGCUUAGGGAAUACGAACUGCUCAUGGCCGAUAAGGGACCCAUAAAGAAGUACGGUACACCGGAUAUUAGCGCUCCCACGGAACCCGCGGCGCCGUUGGAACUGUUUAACAGGACGCCGACGGAGCAUGUAAUGCUUGCGUUGAGUACUAUCAGCCAUAACGUGAUACACGAGGUGCUGAUAGCGCUGCCGUUCAUAUACGCCGAAAAGAUACUGGCGUAUAUAGUACAGGGAUUGGAAGCUUAUCAGGCACACAUCUCACGCAAUGUGCUGAACUUACACACUAUUGAAAUGUGCGCCAAGGCAUGUAUGCUACUGCUACAGAUGUACUUCCGACAGUUCUACGCCCAGAGUCACCAAAGGCCGUUAUUAGCUAAAUUGGAGAAGUUGCUGCCAGUAGCAUUACAACACGAGCUUGACCGGAUGCUACUAAACAAGGCUGCCCUGGAAUACAUGAAGAAUUUAAUAGAUACCGAGGAAGUAUCCAAGCGCAUACGGGAUUUGUAAGCGUUCUGCAC
Messenger RNA from Babesia bovis T2Bo, 3134 nucleotides. RefSeq names its product WD domain G-beta repeat family protein. The coding region runs from base 31 to 3123 and encodes 1030 amino acids. Gene Ontology annotation, biological process: maturation of SSU-rRNA. Gene Ontology annotation, molecular function: protein binding; snoRNA binding. The record is from RefSeq and is a predicted model, not a curated record. The transcript is spliced from 4 exons. Lineage: Eukaryota; Apicomplexa; Aconoidasida; Piroplasmida; Babesiidae. Gene Ontology annotation, cellular component: Pwp2p-containing subcomplex of 90S preribosome; small-subunit processome.